AUGGCUCCUGUUACCAAAAUUUCAUCGUCAUCGUCUCGAUCAUCGAUAACAGAUUCUUCAAUAUUAUCAAAGACAAACAGUUCUUUUCCUGAAGACCAUUUCUCUCAAGAAUUGACAGAGAAGCUCCAAUACAUAAUGGAACAAGAAGGAAUAGAAUUCCAUGACUUCAAUCAUCAAUCAAUGAUGCCAAAUAAUCAUUUUAUCUCAUCAAAUAAUGAAAUAUGCUUUUCUAAUUUUCAAAUACCUCAGUAUGAAUCAUCAGGACAUCAAAAACUACGUCCUCCACCGCCACUUGAUAUUGACUUAUUAUCAAAAACUUCACCCGGUGACCAAAUUUUAUCACCUGCUGAAUUUGAUGCUAUUUUCGCUUCUUUUUCUGCCAUAGCUGGCGAGCCAGAUGACUGUGAGUUCGAUUGUUUGUCAUCCACUUCAACUGAUGAUACAUGUGCGCUCUUGGACGAUGAGAAAUUAUCACAUGCUCUUGAUUCAAUUUCAAUUUAA
Messenger RNA from Racocetra persica, 501 nucleotides. NCBI's taxonomy places the organism in Eukaryota, Fungi, Glomeromycota, Glomeromycetes, Diversisporales, Gigasporaceae. The record is from the annotation of a GenBank genome assembly.